Molecule: messenger RNA, 1140 nt
Organism: Hyaloscypha bicolor E
Lineage: Eukaryota; Fungi; Ascomycota; Leotiomycetes; Helotiales; Hyaloscyphaceae
Exons: 2
Coding region: 1-1140 (379 amino acids)
Molecular function (GO): protein dimerization activity
Source: RefSeq, a predicted model, not a curated record
AUGCCUCGUCCCGAGCAGCCCCCUACACCUGCGUCUUCGACGGAGAUCAAAGGAAAGGAUGGAUCUCAGUUCUCGAGUCUGCAGAUGUCCUUCGAACUUCCUCCUCCGGCUGUAGCAGGCGGAGAGUCCAAUCCCUCGAGCGCGUCCUUGGCAAACUCUUCCCCGACUUCCUCGUACCACCCCGACUCUCCAAAGUCUCCUGUGAUUCCUGCAAGUGAGGGUGUCAAACUUCGUCGACGUCCAUCUGCGGCACAAGCUCCUGCCAAAGAUGCUUUUGCCCUUCCCCCACCCCCGACAAGGUCCAGGAAGAUCAUUCAGAUGAAACCUCGCGGACAACCAGAAGAGAUUCCAGAGUUCUCCAAUGAUGGGUCAAAAGCAUCUGCGGGGAAGCCUGCUGCCUCUACGCCGAAAAAGAAACAACCCUCUUCAACAAGUGUCGCUGGUCGCAAGAUCGCGCGGAAGACGGCUCACAGCUUGAUCGAGCGUAGACGAAGAUCUAAGAUGAAUGAGGAGUUUGGAGUCCUGAAGGAUAUGAUCCCAGCGUGUACGGGGGAGAUGCACAAACUGGCAAUUUUACAAGCAUCUAUCGACUAUGUACGAUAUCUCGAGGACUGCGUGGCGAAACUGAAGGCUGAGAAUAAUCGAACUUAUGCAGCCCCCACAUCUGAUCAAUGUAUUCUUCCACCUCCGGCAAGCAGAGGAACUUACAACACACCUCGACAAUACCAAUCGUAUGAGGAGCCCGAAGAUGUUGAAAUGGGCGGCUCAGACCAAGCCUCACCUACCUAUUCAACCCCUAUACCACCGUCCAACCGGCCUUCGGCCUCUCCAGCACUCAUACCACAAGAUUCCCGAAACCGACAAGACUCAUAUUCGUCGGUGUCAACAGACCAGCGUCACUACAGCUUCAGCGCAUCAUCCACGACUUCUCCUGCUCUAGGCCCCUCGGCUUAUGAGUAUGCUCGAAGUGCUGUCUCAGUUGGAUCGGCUUUGACGAGUCCUGUUUUAUUGCCACAAAGGGAUAGGGAUAUGGAUCAAGAAGCCACUGCGGCUCUUCUCAUGUUGAAUACCGACCGGCGAGGUACCCAAGGAAGCAUCGGCGGCAGAGGAAUGAGCGUUAAGGACUUACUUAGUACAUAA